CAAACCAAAUAGAAGAAGAGAAGCUAAUGCGGAAGUGGCUGUAAACUCGAGUCAGAUGUUUUGUUAUGCUAAUCUAGCUGCUAGUCUUUAUUUGGCAAACUCACUCCACGCUUUGGAUGAAAUGCUUGAGUAUAUGAUUGUAAAAUAAAAAAAUCUUCUUAACCAUAAUCAGUAGCUCUAGGUGGCACCAUGGCUGACCACAAUGAUGUUAGCCUUUCACCGGAACAACGCGUCCGCGCCCUGACCAAGAAGGGCAGUUCAGUGGAUGUGAACGAUGAUGUUCCCCCACGCCGUUACUUUCGUUCUGGAAUGGAAAUUAUUCGGAUGGCCUGUAUCUACACAGAGGAGGGGAACGUUGAACACGCUUUCGUUCUCUACAAUAAGUAUAUCACGCUAUUUAUUGAGAAACUUCCCAAGCAUAGAGAUUAUAAAUCAUCAAACAUUCCAGAGAAGAAGGACACUCUUAAGAAACUGAAGGAAGUUGCCUUUCCUCAAGCAGAGGUGCUGAAAAAAGCGCUUUUAAAAAGAUAUGAGCAAGAACAUGCACAAUAUCUUGUCAAAAAGAAAGCCGAGCUGGCCGCCCUGGCCCAGGAGCAGUCCAAGCAGAGGGCCCUGGACGCCGAACGGGAACGCGUGGCUCAGCUGCAGCGGCGGCAGCGGGAGCAGGAGCAGUUCAGCGCCUUCGAGGAGAUGAUUCACCGGCAGGAGCUGGAGAAGCAGCGUCAGCGAGUGCUGCUGGAGUUUGCCACCCCGGGAACCCCCCCACCGGACGCCCCCCUCCUUCCCGGCAUUCAGGGUCCCCCUCUGCCCCUGGUGGCGUCCCCCACACCGCCGCAGAGCCCAGGGGACACCAGCAACCACAGCUCUGCUCCUGUGGCUGGACCUCCUACAUUUGACCGUUCGCUAAAGCCUGGGUCCCUGGUCAGCCCUGGGGACAACACCACAAUGGAUGAUGCCCUUCGACAAUUAUCAGUGCCUGCUGAGCUGUGCAGGAGUUUUUUGAGGAUGGCAGAUGCCAACACAAGCAGAGCAGUGGAAACCUGUGGUAUACUCUGUGGCAAGCUGACCAGGAACGCCUUUACUGUUACCCAUGUAAUUGUGCCGAAGCAGUCUGGUGGACCAGACUACUGUGACACGGAGAAUGAAGAAGAGCUUUUUCUGAUCCAGGAUCAGUAUGACCUCAUCACCCUUGGCUGGAUUCAUACCCACCCCACACAGACGGCUUUCUUGUCCAGCGUUGACCUUCACACUCACUGCUCUUAUCAGAUCAUGUUACCAGAGGCCAUCGCCAUCGUCUGCUCACCCAAAUUCAAUGAGACUGGGUACUUCAGGCUUACAGAUCAUGGAAUGGAAGAUAUCUCCACAUGCAAGCAGAAGGGCUUCCACCCGCACAGCAAAGAGCCUCCUCUGUUCAUAGGAGCAGGUCAUAUCAUCAUCACAGACGACAGAGUGUCCAUGUUGGAUCUGCGGUGAUUUUCUACCACCACACCCCCAACUAGCUAAUAACCAAACACCAACAGGCGGAUUAUUUUAUAAAAAAACUUUUUUGAAAUUGUAGUGCACUGCGGCGGCAUUGCUCUUUAUGGCAGUUUCCAGAAACGAGCAGACACACGUGGACUCGUAUCCUCAUGCCCUUUCAGAUCAAAUGUUUACUUUGUAGUGGGGCAGGAUAAGUUCAGCUUUUUAGACCUAUGAAGGAUGUUGGCAUAUAUUUAAGUUUUUUGCUCUUAUUGAAUCGGAGAAAUCUUAAUGCAAAUGGUUGGUGCAUACAGUCUGUCGCAAACUGUUUAUGAUGCAACUCCUGGUAGAAAUCAGGUUUUAAUUGCCAUUUUGAAACCAGUGCUCUAAUUCAGCUGCUUCUAAAGGCAGCAAUGUCCAUUGUGCUUAAUGUUGUGCAUGGACCUAAUUGACUCAACACAGCUCUUAACUUUACCGACUGAAAACACUGAAACUGACCAACGACUUCCGUUCAUGUUAUUUAAUUGAUAUACACAAUAUCAAAUUGUUCUGUGGACUCUAUGAUGACUAAGGGGUGCCAAUAACACAGCAGCUGAUGCACUGUUGCUCAGGGAUGUGAGCAGUGUUGCUUCUUCGUGGGUGUGUAAUGUUUUUGUCUGUCUUGAUUUGUUAAAAGUUUUUCAACAGUAGUUGCAUAUUUGUAUCUGUUCCCAUAAGUUGUAAAAAAAAAAUGGCUAAUGAUUCAGUUUUGUUUUGAAAGCAUAGGCUAUUUGUCUAACAGAGGCAGUCUGAAUGUUGACGGAAAUAAGAAACAUGUAGGCCUACAGCACAAGUUGCUUACGCUUGAAUAAUAACUACUUUUGAUGAUAUUCAGCUAGUCUUAGAAUUUGAAUUAAAUACGCAAUAUUAUGCCUUA
This is a messenger RNA of Osmerus eperlanus (European smelt), 2374 nucleotides long. RefSeq names its product STAM-binding protein-like A. Bases 190 to 1473 code for a protein of 427 amino acids. Gene Ontology annotation, biological process: protein K63-linked deubiquitination. Gene Ontology annotation, molecular function: K63-linked deubiquitinase activity; protein binding; metal-dependent deubiquitinase activity. The transcript is spliced from 10 exons. The record is from RefSeq and is a predicted model, not a curated record. Lineage: Eukaryota; Metazoa; Chordata; Actinopteri; Osmeriformes; Osmeridae. Gene Ontology annotation, cellular component: cleavage furrow; endosome.